This is a messenger RNA of Oreochromis niloticus (Nile tilapia), 1540 nucleotides long. It is a transcript of the gene gjb1a, whose product is annotated as gap junction protein beta 1a. Bases 172 to 894 code for a protein of 240 amino acids. Gene Ontology annotation, cellular component: connexin complex. Gene Ontology annotation, molecular function: gap junction channel activity. The transcript is spliced from 2 exons. Gene Ontology annotation, biological process: cell-cell signaling. The record is from RefSeq and is a predicted model, not a curated record. NCBI's taxonomy places the organism in Eukaryota, Metazoa, Chordata, Actinopteri, Cichliformes, Cichlidae.
AGGGCAGUGGCUAGUGUGAGGGAAAUCAUUAGCAAUGCAAAGUCAUGGUGCUCUGAUACUCUUGUUCACAGUCAAAGACUGGAAAAAAAAAAACAUCUGACCUGGUGAUGCCAACUUAAAUGUUUCUGGAUGCACUUUAUUUAAAAGCAGAGCUAAGACCCGGAACCAAAGAUGAACUGGGCAUCAUUUUAUGCUGUCAUUAGCGGUGUGAACCGCCACUCCACCGGCAUCGGUCGCAUCUGGCUCUCCGUGCUCUUCAUUUUCCGCAUCCUGGUCCUCGUGGUUGCAGCCGAGAGCGUGUGGGGCGACGAGAAGUCUGGCUUCACCUGCAACACACAGCAGCCGGGUUGCAACAGCGUCUGCUACGACCACUUCUUCCCCAUCUCCCACAUUCGACUCUGGGCACUCCAGCUCAUCCUGGUCUCCACUCCUGCCCUGCUGGUAGCCAUGCAUGUUGCCCAUCGGCGUCAUGUCGACAAGAGGCUCUACAAACUGUCGGGCCGGUCCAACCCCAAAGACCUGGAACAGAUAAAAACCCAGAAGAUGAAAAUCACGGGGGCCCUGUGGUGGACAUACGUCAUCAGCCUUUUGUUCCGUAUCAUCUUUGAGGUCACUUUUAUGUAUGUGUUUUAUAUGAUCUACCCUGGUUACAAGAUGAUCCGGCUGGUGAAGUGCGACUCGUACCCUUGUCCCAACACGGUGGACUGCUUUGUGUCGAGACCCACAGAGAAGACUGUCUUCACCGUGUUCAUGUUGGCUGUGUCAGGUGUUUGUAUUCUACUCAACAUUGCCGAGGUGGUCUUCUUGUUGGGGAAGGCUUGCAGCAAGCAUUUGCACAAUGCUGGAGACUCGACUAUGGGGGCUUGGAUUCAACAAAAGCUUUCCUCAUUCUAACAAAAUGCACAGCAGCACAAAUGGGACGUAUAAGAGACCGUUCAGGUAACAACUACUGAUUUAACUUGUGAGGUUUAUAUCACGGCGUUGAUUCACCGAUUCAAAUGCAGAAAGCUUGCAGUUCAUGUUUCGGCAAACAUUUCUAGUUAUAAUGGACAGCUUGGUGUUUGUCUGACUGCAAAUCAGUUAAACAACACUUAAUAAACCAAUAUUCCAACUGACCACAUUACAGCCUCCAGCUAUCAUGGAUUUGUUUUAAUCUUUCAUCUUGAAAUGAAACUAUAAAAGCUGCCCAAAGCCAUAGCAAAACUUCCAGUUGGUUGAGAAAAGUAUAUUGUGGGCAUGGUCAUUAAUAAUAUUUUGUUAUUUAUGUGACACAUAAUCAACAACAUUGAUAUAUGAGUGAAGUUAUACUAAUACAUGCAUGUAGUAAACAUGUUGCACUUCAUAUGUAUUGAAUGGGGCAGUCAGAUUAUUUAAUUUGGUGGUUCAAUACUUUCACAUGGAAAGACAGUAAUAGAAAAAAACUUGAAUUGCAUUUUUUUGUGACGCUUUUUUAACAUGGUGAUAUUUCUAUUUAAAUGUAUCAUUGAGAAAGUGGAUGUUUCUAUAUUGUCCAUAAACAACAGAAUAAAAUCAACCAGAC